Betta splendens (Siamese fighting fish) is the source of this 2115-nucleotide messenger RNA. RefSeq names its product testis-expressed protein 47. The transcript has 8 exons. NCBI's taxonomy places the organism in Eukaryota, Metazoa, Chordata, Actinopteri, Anabantiformes, Osphronemidae. The coding region runs from base 504 to 1304 and encodes 266 amino acids. The record is from RefSeq and is a predicted model, not a curated record.
AGUAGAGCGUGGCCAGACGCAAUCCAAACACGGUUGCGCCAUGGCCUCUACGCAAAAACUUAGAAACUUUAAAACUCGGGAAUUCAGAGACACCGGGUUGGAAGAGAGAGACCAGAAGACAAUGUUUGAGUUUGGGUUUUACGGGAAUAUGAGAGAGGUUCGUGCUGGUGUGUGGCAUCAUUACCGAUUAACGGCGUCCAGCUCCUACACAGUUAGCUAAUUAGCUAUCGUUAUGUUAGCUCAGGAGAUAACAAUAUGAAUAAAACGUGGGUAAAAAUAAAAGUUCAUUCAAGUACCCCUAGUCUGCAGUAUGUAACUCUUCUCCACCUACCGGCCCUCAUUAGUUGAAAUACAAGGCUGGUCUGGCUGUGGGUUGGCUUCCGGGUUUAUGGGGUAUUUCUGUAAUUGUGGAGGAGAACAAUGGGUUUCUAGGGUAUAUGCUUCUAUAAACACUGAAGGCUUACAGCACACUAAGCCUACAUGCUCUGUGCUCGAGUGUCUGAAUGGGACAAAGGAGAAAUCUAGACGUAGAUACAGAGCCAGAAAAGCUAAUGGAGAAAAGAACGGAAGAGGAGAAAACUGGGAGUAGUUUGUUUCACCUGCUUAUGGCACAAAAGAAGGAGAUGGAGGAAGAUGUGAAGAUCGUGUUACAGCAGCUUAUAGUGAUUGCACGGCUCCCCUACGGUGCUGACGGGACCGAGCUGGGAGCUCAUUAUGAAAAACUCAAUUUCCAGCUGAGUAAGCAGUACAUAUGGGACAAUAUCACGGGUUUGCUAUUGCUCUAUCCAACCUGUCUGCUUCAUAUUAUUGAGUCAUCCAGGGACAUUCUUGUUUCUGUUUUGAAAGACCUCAGGGAUCUGCAACAACAGACAGACAAUGCUUUGCUCAAAGCACCCAAGGUUGUUUUCAUGGCACAUGACUCACAAAGCAGGCUGUUCCAUCAGUGGAGCUACAAGAUGUUGGAAGCAGCUCAGAUGCAACACAGACCUAAGAGGCUUCAGGAGGAGGAAGAGAGCACAGCGACUAUGGUCUGCACUGUCCUGUCAGCACUACAGAGUUUGAGCAAGCACCCUGACAUAUCUAGGAAGGCUCUUCCUGGCUCAGUCUUGGAUAAGAAUCCAGAGCUGAGUGUCCCUCAGGAGAUUCUAGAAGCGCUGCUGAAUCGAGAUGAGCUCCAGAAUCCACAACAGUACCUUCAACUGUACAACUCCCCCUUAAAUGUCAGCAUGGACUUUGGUUGUGCCACCACAGAUGAAUCCUGGGAUGUCCUGGGAGCGUCGUCACCUGGAGGCUGGAACCACUGACAUGACUGGUUGUUCAAACCACGAUUUCUUUUACUGCGAUGGGUAAAUUACCAGACUGGAUUUAGUCCUGGUUAUUCCAGCCCAUUUGCUUGUUUCCUGCCUUUAUCAGUCCAAUCAGCCGAUGAGGCUGUAACCUUCCUGCACUGCAUUUCCAGGCAAGUGAUUCCUUUCCACCCACCUUGCUCACCUCUGACCUUAUGUUGCUUUUUUGGCUUCACUUUUUCACCUCAGUCUCUUAUCUGAUGCUUCUAUUUUAUUAAUUUUUUAAUACCUUUUUGAGUCCUGCAUCUCGUCCGGUUUCCUCUGAGAAGGAACAGAUGUUGGCUCACACUUUUUCACAUUUAUCAUGCAAAUUAAUGUUUGAAGUAAAAAGUGUUUAUGCCAAAAAAGUACAGAUGUAGAAAACCUAGAUUCAUAUUCACUUGGCUAAAUGAGAAAAUACAUUAACACAACAAAGAUGAGAAAUUACAGUUGAAGUAAUAAACUCAACUCAAACAAUGUCAUGAAUCUGUAGGCAUUAAAAUAUUUUAUUGACCGAUACAAUACAAUUAAUCAUGAUGGUUGCAUUCAGUUUGUGAUGAAACAAAUUAUACUGAAGUACUGGAGUUUGUGUUAUUGUUUCGGGUGUAUAUUGUAUUUCAGCGUGUUUUUUAGCAUUUCAAGUUUCAGUUUAACUAGUGGGACAAAACAAAGAUAAAUUAUGAGUCAAAUCUAAAAAUAAAUAAAUAAAUAAGGUCUAUUUAUGAGCAUAUUUCAGCUAGAGAACCUCUGAUUGUUUUAUUUUCAGAGGUAGUGCUGGGGUGGUGCCGAU